Molecule: messenger RNA, 1629 nt
Organism: Cuscuta epithymum
Lineage: Eukaryota; Viridiplantae; Streptophyta; Magnoliopsida; Solanales; Convolvulaceae
Source: the annotation of a GenBank genome assembly
CCAAACAAGGUGAAUGAGGUGUCCUUGGAUAGCCUUUGAAGUCUAUUUUCAUAUGUGAGUGGUCUCUGUUCGAGGGGAGAGGGUUAUCUUACAAAAAUCGAGCUGGAGUGAGCGGUGGUCUGUAAACUCGAGCUGUGAGAGUGCUGAGGCUGUUUGGUUGAUAUCUCGAGUUAUACCAAUCCAAUUAAGGCGUGUGAGAUACCAAGAGAAAGCUCUCAAGACGAGGAAUCCGUGAAGGUCUGGUUUGCUUCAAUCCGAGUAGUGGAAGGCUUCCAAAUCGUCCGAGCAAAACACAACCGCGCAGAAACGGAUUUACUCUUCUAAAGAAACGAGUUAGCCGGAAAACACCCAUUCUAGGGGCUGUUUUCGUACCAACGUUUAGGGGUUGAACUAUCACUUUGAGGAGGCUGUUUAACACUCAUUUCUAAGCAAGGAAUCAGUUCUCAAGCUUCCUUGGCCGAGGCUUUGGUCAUUGGAUUGAGAAGGAAAGUUUUAAAGCUCAAUUGAGGUUGAGGCUAGAGCUUGUUUCCUGUGCUCGUUGCUUGAGAGAUCAUCUAGGAGGGAAGACUUGGUUCGUGCUUCCUCCAUUCGGUUUUUAAACAUUAAUAAACAUGCUCAUGAAUAUUUUACUAUAGAGCCUGCGUGCUCAUGUUAGCCACGUGUGGCAUUUGUUUUCAAACUAUGUUUUCCGCUACGUAUUCGAUUGCUUGUUAUGUUGUUUAUGGAUGGCUUACGUGUGAAUGAUAUUCGAGACGCCUUGUAUAAUAUGAAUGUGUUGGACUGCGGUUGACUAUUCGUAUUGUACGGCGGGUUGUUGACGUGUCCGGGGAGGUCCGGGGCGUGACACACAGAAUUCUCAGAUAUUUGAAAGGUUCUAUAGGGCAAGGCUUAUUAUAUUCCUCUACUUCCAAUUUACAGCUCAAAGGCUUUUCAGACGCUGACUGGGCAAGCUGUGUUGAUACCAGAAGAUUAGUCACAGGUUAUUGCAUAUGUCUAGGCAACUCACUCAUUUCUUGGAAAUCCAAGAAGCAAAAUACAGUUUCCAGAAGCUCUGCUGAAGCUGAAUAUAGAGCACUUGCUACUUCAGUUGCAGAAAUUCUGGGGUUAAUGCAGCUCUUCAAGAGUUUCAAGCUUCCUAUUUCAUCUGCUACUAUAUAUUGUGACAGUAAAUCUGCUCUAGCCUUAGCAGCAAAUCCUAUUCAUCAUGAAAGAAUCAAGCAUGUGGAAAUAGACUGUCACUUCAUAAGAGAGUGGAUCCAAUCUGGUGUCAUUCACACUCUUUAUGUUCCAAGUCGUUUUCAAUUGGCAGACAUCCUUACCAAACCAUUAGGCAAAGAUACAUUUCAUUUCUUAUUAUCCAAGAUGAGUGUACAAAAUUUGUACUCUCCUCUUGAGGGGGGGUAUUGGAGCUCACAGAUAAAAGUCAACAAAGAGGAUACAUGCACACGUCAACAUACAGAAGAAAUAAAUAGAAGUAGCUAGAAUCUUUCAUACAGUUAGUUAGUUACAAAUUAAUUUGUAGCUCCUUUUUAAUGUGCGAACUCUGUAUCUUUCAUUUCUCCAAUAAUCGAAGUUCAGUUCUCUCCUUCUUCAUUCAUACUAGUUUCUUCUUCUGUAAACAUGGAUGAU